Messenger RNA from Pimephales promelas (fathead minnow), 1782 nucleotides. RefSeq lists its product as uncharacterized. Gene Ontology annotation, cellular component: nucleus. Lineage: Eukaryota; Metazoa; Chordata; Actinopteri; Cypriniformes; Leuciscidae. Gene Ontology annotation, molecular function: RNA polymerase II transcription regulatory region sequence-specific DNA binding; DNA-binding transcription factor activity, RNA polymerase II-specific. The record is from RefSeq and is a predicted model, not a curated record. Gene Ontology annotation, biological process: embryo development; regulation of transcription by RNA polymerase II.
ACUGGUCCUUUAAACGGUGACGUCACUCCACCAGGAAAACGGUCAACUGUUUUGUGAGAUUUGUGUAAACACUAUUGAUACAUGCUCGACUGUCCGCGUCCUCGAACCCAGCGCGCGACUGAAAGAAAGAAAGAAAGAACACCAGAUUGGACGCGAGGCUCUUUGGAAAACACUUUACAAACAAUAGUCUUGUGUUGUUCGACAUUAAGCGGCUGUAAUGUCUGCGUCGGCUGAUAUCCACGCGACGCUCGCGUCGAUCCUCGAGCGCUUCGCCAAAUGCGCGCUGCUGGAGAUGAGUCGCGCGGUGGAGCAGGAGAUGACGCGCCGGAAGAUGGAGGUCGAGACGCUGAUGCUUAAACUGCAGUUUACCGAGAGCGAACUGCGAUCAGCCCGAAAGAACCAGUCGAACCUGCGCUCAGUGGGAACACAAGUCAACACCAGCGGACAGAGAGGUGUAACCGCUCAUUCGCGGGAAGCUCAGACUGAUCAUCGCAGCCAGGAAAGGGUCGUUGUGAAGAAUCUCUCAGAGGAGAAACCUCACUUUACACAUGCGGCGGAUGUGAAUGCACAACUUUUGAAACAAGAAGAGUCUGUACCGCCGCUGAAGGAACCGGAGGAAGAGGAGCUCAGCGGACUGGAGUUUGAGAUGAAGAUCGAACAGGUGGAAGAACUUGUGGAUCAGACACUGGGUCAAGUUCAGGAAAAGCAGAAGUGUAAAGGACAAAACCACUGCCAUGACGGAAACUCUCGUUUAUGGUGUUCCGGGAAAGUGUUUGACCAUCCGGAAAAUCUUGUGGACUCGGAACAACAUUCCCAGAGUUUUACAGAUCCAUAUGGGAUGGAGGAUCCGACGACCACGUCAACUCAGUCCGGUUUAUUGGCUGUUCUGCAGAACGAGAGCUUUGGCGUUGCAGACAUUGAGUAUGACUUGAGUUUUCAGGAUUCCCACAGACACUCGCCCACAACGAGCUCAUCUGACUCGACGCCAUUCAACACACUCCCAUCCUCACAUUCAAGCUCGUGUUUGCCCAAAACACUCCCACAGAGUCUGAAUGCCGGCAAGCACACAGAACCCAAACCCUUCCGAUGUGACGAGUGCGGGAAAGGCUUCCCACAGAGGGGGCGGCUAGUAACACACAAACUAGUGCACUCGAAAGAAAAACCCUUCAGAUGUGAGGAGUGCGGGAAAGGCUUCACACAGAGGAAGCGUCUUUUAACACACAGACUAGUGCACACGGGCGAGAAACCCUUCUGCUGUCAGGUGUGCGGUAAAACCUUCUCCAGACAGGACAACUGUCUCAGACAUGUGCGCUUGCACAGCGACUGUAGUAUUAGUAGUGUUCAUUGGUCCCCGUAGGGAAAGUAGUUUAAAGCAAGCUCACACAGACUUUUAAAAUAAAUCACAGUUGGCAUAUACAAACAAUAACUUAAAACAAAUAAAUCUGAUUUAGGAUAAACAGACCAGCUGACCAUCAGUCAACACUGGAAGAAGAAUUUAUUGCUUGGGGGAUAAAAGAUAGUUUGGACCUGUUUUCAAGCAUCAGGGAACACAGAACCGACGGUCGGAUCACGGCAAUGAUUCAAAAACAUAAGAUAAGGGAUGCCUUGUAUCAUCAACAAUUAUGUUAGCUUUGUUCUGCUCUUAUAUACUUAAUUCCCAACAGUUUGCUUGUCAUUGUUACUAACUUUUCUUAGCGAUUUCUUCUUAGCCUCUGAAGCCUUACCAAACCAGCGACUCAAACAGAAUGUCAUAAUGCUUUCAAUAAAAGCCCCAUAAAACAU